AUGGAGCAUCAGCAAUGCCAGUCGCCUCAGGGUAGUGCCACUGGUCCUUCAGCUCGAAGACUUCACAUUGCUCAUCGAAGAAGCCCAUCCGAGCUGACACCGCUAAUGAGCAUGUUUUCAUCACCUGGAAUGGAACAGCUUGCAAUUCAACAACAAAUUGAGUUACUUCAACAGCAACAGCAGCAGAUUCAAGCUACACAUCAGCAAUACGUUAACAUGGGGAUGAUACCUCCCACACAACAUCUUGCUCAAGGAGGUGGUUUUACACCCCUACAGCAGCAACAGCUACCAAACAUGUCAUCACAAUCAUCAUUUCAAUUCCCUAAUCAAAUGCAGCAGUCACAGAUCAAUGGUAAUAUGGGUGCUCCCGCCCAGCCAAUGUCUCACCGUCGGAAUCAAUCUGCAGUUCCAAACAUGGGCAUGGGGCCACCUCCAGCUCCAUCAUCUGGGACUUCUUCUAUAGCUUUUAACGAUUUCAACAUUCAAAAUAGAGAAAAUAUUACAGGUAAAGGUAGUCGGGGUGGGGGUGGACCCCCCGCAGGCGGUCACCAGAGGCGUCACUCCCUCGCCUUACCCGAGGCUAAAAAAGCUGCUGAACUUGCCCAACAGCAACGAACAACAUCUGGAUUUCAGUUUCCUUUACCUGGCGCGGCUUCAGAUACUACGGCACCGGAUGAAGCAUCCAGCCAGACUCAAAAUACUAAUAGCUUCCUUACACCUAAUUCUAAUACGCGAGGAACUCGUAUAUCUCAUGGAAGAAGCCAAAGUGUAGCUGCUGGACCUGAACUUAGACGUGGAUCAGCAGCUCGUGGAGGUGGGUCAUUUCAAUUUCCCACGCAAGAUUCGAACGGUGCGGGUCAACCCAACGACUUCCAGCGAAGGGGAAGUUACAGUAACCACACGCGAAGCUCAUCACGAAACUUUGAUGGAAAUUGGAGGAAUAAUACAAAUACGACCCAGCCACCGCAAGAUCAACAAAAUUUGAAUAAUUUCCAGAACCAGCAACAACAGGGUAACUUUCAGCCCGGACAUCGCUCUCGUAGCUCAGUGAACCAGUCUAUCAGUGCAACUCUGAACUCUUUCCAGUUUGGAGGGCAGGCUCAACUCGUUCCCCUGCCUCAAGGACAAAUGGCCCUCGUUCAACAACCAAUAUUUCCCGGCCAACAGCUUAACCCGCUACAAAUCAACCAGUUACAAGCUUUGCAAGCGGCUCAAAUGAAUGGUCAUGUGAACAACCAGCAAAUCCCUACACAGGCUCAACAACAACAGCAGCGAAAGACCCUCUUUACACCUUAUCUUCCACAAGCCACUCUACCAGCAUUGCUAGGAGAUGGUCGGCUCGUAUCAGGCAUACUUCGUGUAAAUAAAAAGAACAGAAGUGAUGCCUAUGUUACCACGCAGGACGGACUUCUCGACGCUGAUAUAUUUAUCUGUGGAAGUAAGGAUCGUAAUCGCGCAUUGGAAGGCGACCUAGUUGCUGUUGAAUUGCUUGACGUUGGUGAGGUCUGGGCGCAAAAACGAGAAAAGGAAGAGAAAAAAAAGCGAAAGGAUUUUACCGAUAACAGAUCUGGCAGUAUCGCCAAUGGAGGUAAUUCUUACAGGGAUUCUAACAAUUCUGACGACCAGUUCGGUUCUUGCGAUGGCGGCAUUCGACGACGUGGAAGCCUUAGACAGCGGCCUACCCAGAAGAAAAAUGACGACGUCGAAGUAGAAGGCCAAAGCCUUCUUUUGGUCGAGGAAGAAGAGGUCAACGAUGAUCAGAAGCCGUUAUAUGCUGGGCAUAUCGUUGCAGUGAUUGAGCGUGUUCCUGGCCAAAUGUUCUCUGGGACGCUUGGCCUCUUACGGCCCAGCAGUCAAGCUACGAAAGAGAAACAAGAGGCUGAACGUCAAGCACGGGACGGCGGGGUCGGGCGCUUUCACGAGCAGCGCCAUCAAGAUAAGCCUAAAAUAGUUUGGUUUAAACCCACUGAUAAACGAGUGCCACUCAUUGCCAUUCCCACCGAGCAAGCUCCUCGCGACUUUGUUGAAAAACAUCAAGAUUAUGCAGAUCGUAUAUUCGUCGCGUGCAUUAAAAGAUGGCCAAUCACAUCUCUUCAUCCUUUCGGGACCCUUGUCGAACAAUUAGGAAAGAUGGGAGAACUAAAAGUUGAGACAGAUGCGCUAUUGCGAGAUAACAAUUUUGCAAACGAUGAAUUCUCUGACGCAGUGCAACGAAGUGUCGAUCUCGACGGCUGGUCACUCGAAAAAGAGGAUCAAGAGCUGGUUUUGGAACGGCGAGAUUUCAGGGAAGAAGAAAUAUUCACAGUUGAUCUUAACGGAACCGACGAACACGACUGUGCUAUUCACGUGAAGACUGAAGCGUCUGGUAACUUGGAGAUUGGCAUUCACAUUGCAGAUUAUUCGCACUUUGUCAAAGCUAAUUCCUUGGUUGAUCGUGAGGCCAAGCGUCGUGGUACGGCUGUAUACUUAAUGACCCGCUCCUGUGCCAUUUACCCGUCAAAAAUAGCAACAAAUUUGUGCUCCUUCAUCCCACUCCAAGAUCGGCUUGCAGUUAGUGUCGUAUUCAAAGUCCAACCUCAAACAUGCUCAGUCUUGGAAGAAGAGACAUGGGUGGGCAAGAGCAUUGUAAAGAGCUCUAGCAAAAUUUCACGCGCUGAAAUGGAUGACAUAUUAUCAUCUAAGAGCAAGGAUGAAAGUGGGAGCUGCAAGCUGAGAGAUUUACAUAACGUGGCUCAGAACUGGCGUGAAACUAGGCUCAAUACUGACGAGAAAGUUGCACCCUUACGUCUGAUUUAUCAGCUUGAUGAUGAAAACAGUCUAGUUGAGCGAAAUAUUUUCAACUCUUCUCCAUCUGUCGAAGUUAUUGAAGAGCUUAUGCAUAAAGCUAAUGCCUUUGUUGCGCAAAAGAUCUUUAAAGGACUACCCGAAAAGGCAUUUCUCCGCCGUCAGAGCGCACCCAAACCAGGACGCCUUCAAACCUUCGCGGAGCGUAUGAAUUUGAUCGGACAUGUUAUCGAUACAACUAGUAGCGGAAGUAUACAAAAUAGCUUGUUUAAAAUCGAGGAUGCAGAUGUCCGGAAGGGUAUGGAAACUCUCUUCGUUAAAACUAUGCACAGGGCAAAAUAUUUCGUACCCGGUAAAACUUCUACCAAAAUCUAUGAACAUUAUGCGUUGAACUUGCCGCUAUACACACAUUUUGCUUGUCCAUCCCGUCGCUAUGCUGAUCUAGUUGUCCAUCGUCAACUAGAAGCAGUCCUUUCGGAUGGCAAGAUUGAAUAUGUCGAAGAUCUCGAAACUCUUGCAAAAACUGCCGAAUCUUGCAACACUAAAAAAGAUUCUGCCCUAAAUGCUCAGGAGCAGAGUAUUCACAUUGAGUCUUGCAGGAUCAUGGAUAGAAAGCGUGAAGAGGCUGGUGGAGAACUUAUUGCAGAGGGAAUCGUCAUCUGUAUUCAUGAUUCGGCAUUCGAUGUCCUAAUACCCGAAUAUGGAUUUGAAAAGCGAGUCCAUUGCGAUCAGCUACCACUGAAAAAGGCCGAGUUCCGCAAAAAAGAUCGAGUUCUUGAGCUAUAUUGGGAGAAGGGAGUAUCCUCGUCUACUUAUGUUCCCGAGGAUGAGCGAAACAAAGGGAGUAUCUCUCAUCAUUCCAACUAUGCGGCAGCGGCUGCUGCUAAACAGGCGGCAGUUGCAGAGCGAGCAAAGAAAGAGCAUGAAGAGGCUCAACGUAAACAGAUGGAGAGCGGGACUAUUCCUACGGAUGACGUUGAUGCUCUCUUCGACGACGAUGAUUGUAUUUCAGACAUGGCCGAAAGUCUAGCUGGAACAUCCCUCACCGACCGACCAACCCAGAGUGUACCCUCGUCCCCCACUAACAUCUCAACGACUACUAAUGCUAAUCCAUGUACCGAAUCGGAGUCUAGAUCUAACGCGGCCGUACAGCCGGAGAUUAAGGUUAGCCCAAGGGAAAAAUACUCGAAACUUUUCACUCUUCGUGAAGAAAACGGAGAAUAUAUUCAAGACGUAAAGGAGCUAAUGCGAGUUCCUGUAAUCCUAAAAACUGACCUAACCAAGAGUCCACCUUGUUUGACAAUUCGAUCCCUUAACCCCUAUGCCCUUUGA
Molecule: messenger RNA, 4116 nt
Organism: Blumeria graminis f. sp. triticale
Lineage: Eukaryota; Fungi; Ascomycota; Leotiomycetes; Helotiales; Erysiphaceae
Source: the annotation of a GenBank genome assembly